ACCCACAAGAGAAACAGAGAGGUUAGACCCACCGGCCACCACACUUUGAUUUUCUCUUCUUCUGUUUUGUCCCUGCUUGUUUCAACAGUGUUCAUCUUAAUUUUGUUAAUCGGUAGAAGAGAAAUGACCGGCAUCGGAGCACUGAGGGUUCUGAGUUUGCAGGAAGCGGUGGAGGGGGAGAGAGCGAGAGACCACAUGGACGGCGUGGAUCGUCGGAGGAGCUUGAAAGAACGGCUCGGAUUGAAGGGAAUCGGCUGUUGCGGGGCCAGCUGGGGCCUCGGAGUGGGGCCAUCCACCAUCAGAGUCCUCGACGACGACGACGACGACGACGACGAUCAGGUGCCGGAACAGGAAGAAAUUCAAGAAGCGGAGACUGCGGGUCCUGAUCCAGAUCCGGAUCCGGGUCCGGGUCCAUAUUGCUUGGGUCGGGCACCGCCGGCGAGGACGGCGGCGGGGAUGAAUCUGGCAACCGCGUUGGCCGCGGAACGCCACUUCCGGGCGGUGCAGGAUCCUGAUGGUCGGGCGGUGGAGGCCGCAGAGGGCGGCGAUACGCCGUGGAGGGUCUCGCUGAUGAGGCUGCUGGCGGAAACGGACAGCAGCGGCGGCGCCGCGUGGGAAAGGGAGGGGGAGAAGGGGAGGUGUGAUUGGGUGUGCUGCGUGUGCAUGGGGAGAAAGAAGGGCGCUGCUUUCAUACCAUGUGGGCACACUUUUUGCAGAGUGUGUUCGAGGGAGCUUUGGCUAAAUCGAGGCACUUGUCCCCUCUGCAACCGUUCGAUUGUCGAGAUUCUCGAUUUAUUCUAGAUCUUGUCCGAUGCCUUUGAUCGGACGGUGAUGAUUUGGUAAUUAUUAUUUUUUUUCUUAAAGGGGAUGGUCUUGGAAUUUUCCCCAAUUGAAAUUUUAAAUUUAUUUAUUUUCUCAUUACUAGUUGUGGUAUGGAAAUACCGACUUGUUUUUAUUUAUUAUUUAGAUAUAUGAAUUUUUCUUCGCAAUAAAAAUAUUAAAAAUUAAGUUGUCUAAA
Messenger RNA from Malania oleifera, 1018 nucleotides. RefSeq lists its product as uncharacterized. Bases 124 to 801 code for a protein of 225 amino acids. The transcript is spliced from 2 exons. The record is from RefSeq and is a predicted model, not a curated record. Lineage: Eukaryota; Viridiplantae; Streptophyta; Magnoliopsida; Santalales; Ximeniaceae.